This is a messenger RNA of Rhizophagus irregularis DAOM 181602=DAOM 197198, 537 nucleotides long. The record is from RefSeq and is a predicted model, not a curated record. NCBI's taxonomy places the organism in Eukaryota, Fungi, Glomeromycota, Glomeromycetes, Glomerales, Glomeraceae.
AUGGAUUUAAGAAAAUAUUUACAACAAAAUUAUAAUCAACUUACAUGGAAAGAAAAAAUUAGAAUUGCUUUUGAAAUAAUUAAUGCACUUUAUUUUAUUCAUCUUGAAAAAGCAAUUCAUAGAGAUUUGCACUCUGGAAAUAUAUUAUAUUCACAAUUAAAUGAUAGAUGGCUUAUUAGUGAUCUUGGAUUUUGUGGACCUGCUGAUAAAUCAUCAAAAAGUAUAUAUGGAAAUCUUCCUUACAUAGCACCAGAAGUUAUUAAUGGAAAGGGAUAUACUUUUGCAUCUGAUAUUUAUAGUAUUGCAAUACUUAUGUGGGAAAUUUCAUCUGGACAUUCACCAUUUAUUGAUUAUAAGCAUGAUGAUUAUAAUCUUGCAAUGGAUAUAAUUAAUGGUAUUAGACCAGAAAUUAUGUCAGAUAUUCCUUUAGAAUAUAAAAAUUUAAUGGUACAAUGUUGGGAUGCUGAUCCAUUGAAUACAAUCUCUUCGGAAAAAAAUAAAAAAAAUUCAUCUAUCAUAUCAAAAUAUGCCAGAUGA